AUGCCAUUUCCUCGUGUAGACUUUCUUCAACUUGAACUGAGACUGCCAAGGAAAACCAUCAUAGACUGGUCUUCUUUUUUAAGGGAAGUGUGCGAACACUAUGUUCACACUAACUUUGAAAUGCUAGGAGGUGAGGGGAAAAUUGUUGAAAUUGACGAAGCAAAGUUCGGAAGAAGCAAGAAUAAUAAAGGUCGCUUUUUAAGAGGUACGUGGGUCUUUGGAGGCAUCGAGCGAGAUUCAAAAAAGUGUUUCGUUAUACCUGUGAAAGACAGAACAAAGGAAACUCUUUUACAAAUCAUAAAAGAGAGAAUUUUACCCGGAACGACCAUCAUGAGUGACUGCUGGCGUUCUUACGACUGCCUGAGCAGCGAAGGGUAUCGCCACCUAACUGUAAACCACUCUUACAAUUUUGUGAAUCCAGAGACAAAAGCUCAUACUCAACAUAUUGAGAGGCUCUGGAGAGAAGUUAGGUGGAAUAUACCGAAAGCUGGCAACAAAAGGCAUCACAUGUCUGGACACUUGAUGGAGUUUUUAUUUCGGUUUAAGAACUCUAUCUAUCAAAAAAGGUUUCAUGAAAUCUUCAAAAACAUUGGUACUUUAUACAGGCCAAUAUCAACUGACUAUGAUCCAAAAACAGCACAAGAAACUACACCACCUGAAACAGAGCCUGUUGGUAUAAGAGAAACAAUGCCUCAAACUACCAUCACAACCCACUCACUAGUUGAACCCAUUUUGACAGCAAAAGAAAGUAUGUCAAUGUCACAAAUCACCACCAUCACAAAACACCCUGAUAUGACACCAUCAUUAGAGAUUACAUCUAUCCCCACAACAUUAUUGCCCAUAACAUUUCCACAACUGGAAAAGGAAAUGAUUAAACAAAAAAGGAUGAUCAUUAAAAUAGCUGCUGAUGGCAACUGUUUUUUUAGGGCAAUUAGUCAAAUUAUCUUUUUAUCUCAGGACCAACAUAGGAAUAUGAGAAAACAAGUCACUUCCUUUAUGAUCACUCAUGAAAAAAAUUUUGAGAUGUUUGUGGAUGGUGACUUCAAGCAGCAUAUGGAGCUGAUGAAAAAAGAUACAACAUGGGCCACAACUGCAGAAAUACUUGCAGCUGCUACACUACUGCAAAGAGACAUCUACACAUUCUCACCAAACCACAAAAAAACGAAAUACUCAUGGUUGUUAUUAGAACCUUUAUUUCAUGAUGCAAACACAUACAUACUAUCUCACACAGACAACCAUAUAUGCUGCAACAUAACACUAUUGCAUACAAAUGGUAAUCACUUUGAUGUGGUUGUACCACAAGAGGCCACAUGUAACUGUUUUUUGCCAAAUCCACAGCUUGGAGUAUGA
Messenger RNA from Biomphalaria glabrata, 1350 nucleotides. RefSeq lists its product as uncharacterized. The coding region runs from base 1 to 1350 and encodes 449 amino acids. NCBI's taxonomy places the organism in Eukaryota, Metazoa, Mollusca, Gastropoda, Planorbidae. The transcript is spliced from 2 exons. The record is from RefSeq and is a predicted model, not a curated record.